Anopheles coustani is the source of this 2195-nucleotide messenger RNA. RefSeq lists its product as uncharacterized. The record is from RefSeq and is a predicted model, not a curated record. Lineage: Eukaryota; Metazoa; Arthropoda; Insecta; Diptera; Culicidae. The transcript is spliced from 6 exons. The coding region runs from base 666 to 2189 and encodes 507 amino acids.
ACACGGGAUAGACAAAAAACAACAAAUCAGUGCGUUUCAGUUGUAUGUUCUUAGCGCUUCCACCGUACGCGAGCUGGUUUGCAUCUUAUCGCGAAUAAAAAAUAGCUCUUUGCGUCGAAUCAUCCCCGGGCGAGGAAGGUUACAUAAAUAACAGGGACGCUGCUUCUACGGAGACCUCCGCCGUAAACCCAGCAUCGGGAAUCCGAUAUCAAUAGCCGGGGCCGUGUGUAUUGUGACCAUGAAUGUGUGCUUAUGACAUCGGAGAGUGCUUUCCCUUGCCGUCCGUCCGAAGGAUAUCGAUAUUCAGUGGCUUACUAGCAUCGUAGCAAUAGCGUUUGACGCAUUUCCCGGAGGGUUCGUUUUCGUUGACCAGCAGCGUGGGCUUUCCCUCGGGCUGUGUCGAUUUUCUUUUCUCAAUCACCGCGACCGUUCGGCGUAAUCAUCGUGUCUCGCCUUGAGUUAUCAGGGGCUUAAGGGCUCCGCAAUCUGUACUCACCUUUCAAAUGCGCGCUGCGAACGUGUGUGGUGCAAAGUGCUGUGAUCUGUAUCCGUAGCAUUUAUCGUUAGGAUUAGCCGUACACUUCGACGACGAGGGCGGUUUCGUCUAUGGUGCUAGUCUCGUCAUCGCAACACAAUAGCAGAGCAACGUCUAAUGUAUUCCGGCCAUGAAUAGCAAUACGAUCAAGAUGAACGGCGAUCAGAAGAACGAAUCGUUUAAGCUGCUGCAGCUGUCCGACGACUCCAAAAGUCUUACUGAUCUCGAACUACCAGAGGUAGUGUCACAGAGGAAGCGAAAAGUUCGCAGAAAAACACGUCCACGAACAUCGUCCUAUCGUGGAGAUGACGAACGCGGCCUCUCCAUACGGGCAGGGCACAUCGAUUGUAAAAACUUUAGUAUUUGGCUAGCGGUCGCUAUGACUGUGCUGUGGCUGUUUAUUAUUUCCUACGUCACGUCGGUCAUACACGGCGAAAACCAUCGACUAGAGCUUGCGCUACAAAAAGUUUCAGCAACUAGUCAAAAUGUGCCAGAGGCGCUACAAAAGUGGCACGAAACGUCCAAGAGCCUGGAGCAGAACCAGACCGCCCUCAACGGGACGCUGCUGCAGAUGCAACAAAUACUCUCCAAGUUCCACACGGAGCUCAAACAGUUGCGAGAUUCGAUGGACAAGAAGAAUGAAAACUCGCAGGAAGCACAACUCAACCGCCUGCAGUCCAGCGUGGCCGAUCUGGGCUCCAGCAUUGGCGAUUCGAACUCCCGGAUCGGCGCCCUGGAGGAACGUCUCACGGCCAUCCAGACCGAGCAGAAGCAGUUGAACAAAUCGCUCGAAGACUUACAGAAGAUCUUCGGUCACAUCCAGAACACCACCUCCGGCGCGGCCAUCAUCGGAGGCGACGAAGUGGCGAAGGGUGUCGAGAAAACGAUAGCCGAACUGCGCGAACAGCUGACCGGGCAGCUGAACAAUCUCGCCCAGAACGUUACCGGUGAGCUGGAGGCGCUGCGGCAAAAGAACGUCUGGCUGGCCACGGACCUGGCGAACCAGACGAAGCGCAUCGAGGGAUUGGUCGAGGAUAAGAACAACAUCUCGUCGCACGUGUCCUCGAUUCAGGCGGUCUGGCUGGAGAUACGUAACAAUAUGACGACUCUCGAGGCGGACCAGAAAACGAUCAACGAGCAGUUGGCGGCGCUGGCCAACGUGACCACCGGGUUGCACGGAACGAUCGCGACGGUACAAGUCGAGUGCCAGCAGUACCACAGCAAGCUCGAUGGAGUGAACGGAAAGCUCGGUGCGCUGCAGGAUCAGAUUCAGCAGAUCGAAACGAAGGAAGCGAUCCAUCUGUCACGCGAGUCAUCGAACGGGACGCAACAGAUCAUGAAGGAUAACAUGUCACCCCUGCUUUCGCAACUCUUCGCCGAACAUAUUCCGCCAGCCACGGUCAGCACAAACCCUCCCGUUACUCCCAAAUCAACAGAGGCUGCCACCCCGACCACUACGACCACGGCCAAGCCCCAAACGUCGAUGCUGUACCCGGGCACACUAGUUUUGCAGAUGUCAACCACACCGCAACCGAACGUCGCCAAUGCUGGUCCCGCACAACCAUCCAAACCGAAUGAAAUCACCGGUACGGCAAAUGCUGACGGCUCCGUUAGCAGCAAAAAAGCUCCCGCCACUUUCGAUUCCGUCAUGUAGAUCACU